CUUCUGGCUCUGUUCUCUCCAAGACUUGCCUACUUUUUUCUUCGCCGUCACGCCUCGUUCGCCGCCCCCGUAUGUCCCAGAUUUUCCUUCCACAAGUGUUGUCUCUGGGGAAGAAGCCUCGUGGACGUUCGCGCCUCCGAAAGCUACCUUAAACGAGGAAUAAGAAAAAUAAAUUGCGAGCAGAGGCCAGCCCGACCCCAAGUCUCAGCGCCACGAGUCCACCGAGCGGCCCCUAGACGAAGCGUACUAGACUUCUCUUGGUGACGACGCCUUCUUCCUCCCUUGAUCUGCCCUGAGGUCCCUCAGGUUCCUCCAUUCCCCCACUCGCCAGUGACUUACCUACUCCUCCACUUCCUCCGCCGCCGCCGCGCCGCGUUUACGGUUGUUGGUCUCUUCGCUUCGUCUUCCCUUGCCUCAAAUUGGGUCCCUUUCUACCUACCCCCUGGGCACUGGAGGGGGGCUCCAUCUUCGCGAGAGACUUGUGGACGAGGCAAGGUAACUCGAGAAAGUCUGAUCAUGGCGUUCCACCUUCGAGGCCGCUAGCUCUCGUUCCCAUCAUUUUGCACGGACGCCUCCCCGCGAUGGUUUGACGCUUCCCACUUCCACCGUCUGCCACCGUCUGCCUCCCCUCCCGCAUUCUUUCGUCCCAACGGUCGGUCGCCCGGAGGGAUAAGGACAUAUAUCGAUCCACUGCCGUCCCCCAGUCCUGGCGUUCCCAGAAAGAGAGUGCGGGAGAUGAUCCAAGUGUUGCUCCAUGAACCCUAAGCCUGAUACUGUAUUGUUUCUGUUCAUCUCUCUUUCCCACCUUUCCCAACUCUUUUUGCUCUUUUACCAAACCUCGUUCGUUGCCUCUCAGAGGUUGGAUGAGUAAACGCCACUCAUAGACGCAAACAGCAAAGCUCAGUACCUACUUCGAUCUUGCCUCGCCUUUUGCGUGACCAUCACUCCACCUAUUCGACGUGUGUCGCCAAGCUGCCCGUCUUAGCCAGAUCUAUUUGCUGCGCCGCAGACGACUGACUUAGUUGAAGACACACCCCAUCAUUGUGCGACCCUCUGUCAAAAACAUAUUGCGCAUCUGGAACCCUUCUUUCUUACCGGUGUGUUGGAGGAAUAGCUUUCGGGCAUGCGGUCUCGAGGCAACAUAUCACACAGUUGAAGCUUUUCCCACCGAGGGAUAAAGAGAUGGUCUUUUCAGAGAAUCCAGUCAACAGACGUAGCGAAGUCAUGGUCGUCUCAUCGAAUACGGGUCCGCCACGGCUCGACCUCGCACUCGGCCGGGGUCGCCGCGGCACGUUUGACAGCUUCGACAGCGGCAGCGAACGCGGAUUCCACCCUCGCACGGCACGCUCGUCCAACGACCUCUUCACACAAGCCCUCGGCAGGAUCGAUUCGGCAGAUUGCGACUCGGAAUGGGGCGCGGUGCGCGCGAGCGCCAGGGAGAACUGCGAUAGAAGUGGAGGCAUGGCGGACCUCAUCGACUUCCUCCGGACUACCUCGCCGCCGCCAGAAUUUCCCUCGCAACAGUCCCUCUUUGAAGACGACGCCGCCACUACCGUCGUCACCGAACCCCAGGAGCAGCAGCGGGAGAGAUGGGGACUGCUCAGGAAGCUGCGCCGGCCGCGCACGCGGGCCAGGUCAGAGUCGCCCGUCCGCCGGCCCCGGACCGCAGGACUCCCCAACUCUGCCGUCGCGUCCAAGACGAGCAGCGGCAACUCGCAUAUCGCAAUUUCCAUCCCGCUCGAGUACUGCCACGUAGGACCGGACUCUGACUGGGCCCUCGCCAUCUUCAAUGCCACGCCACCAUUACCCCCGACUCCCCCGGUCAGGAACAGCGACGAGGAAACUAGGAACGGCGUCAGACCUUAUGCUAGUGAUCGUACGGUCACUGUUCUCAAGACCGUCAGUGAAAAGGGAUCUAUCUCGACACUCGACACUAUGAGCACCAAGAGGGGAUGCAAGGGCGCAGUAUCGAUAUGGCCCAAGAUCAACCCCAACCCCAUGAGCCCGCCCAGGACGCCUUACACGACGCCUCCCGGUAGCUUGCGCGGGCGCUCUUCAAUUUCAAAGACUAGGCGUGACCGACUGCCUCCUCCGCCGCCUCAGUACGCCGAGCUCCCGGCCGAGCCCGUCCAUGCGGCCAAGAGCUCUUACAGCAGUCUCAACAAAGAGUGCGGGUUCUCUAGGGACGAGGAUUCCAUUGCUCAAAUCCCCAAUACGAAGAGGCCCAGAGCGAGAACAACACCAAGGCGGCCUGAGAACAUCGUGCUGCCGCCGAGAAGGUCGAGCAUCAAGAUUGUGAGGCCGCACCCAGAUGCAGUCCUAGACAGCCAGAGGUCGAUCGAUGGCAUCCUGGACGGCGGUUCCCAGCGCCAAAGUAUACUGUCAGAUGGCCCUCAGCUGAGUCCCGGAGCCUUUUCCGAGGCACACUCCAUCAGCCCAAGCAUCGCAACAACAGAGUUGUCAGAGCCGGUAGUAUCGAGCGCACGGUCUGCAAAGGCAUACUCAAUGGCAUCGAUUAAGCAAUCCGACAUGCCGGUGCUACCAUCUCGUCAGUCCUUUUCUGUCCGGCCGGGGAGCAGCGAUACAGCGCAGACCACUCUUGUUGGGGAGUCUCUAGCGUCUCGAAACCCCUCCACCAGAACGGCUGCCUCGCGGCAAAGUCGCAAGGAGCGUGUCAAGUCUCUCAAGCAAAGAGACAUGGAUGCGUUGCGAGCCCUCACGAGGCAAGGACCCCAAGACGAUGACGGCGAGAGGACGCCGAGGCCCAGGACCUGCGAAACGGUCAUCAGCUCCCUGCGCCUCCCUUCUCGAGAUGGUACGUUCGGGUCCAAGGACCACCUACCGCAGACAAAGUUAUCCGCCACGAACUUGGCACACAUGGCCAAGUCUCAGAAGAAGGCGACAAGACACAACAAGAACGGCACGUCAACAAAGAUAUCAGACUGGCAGGCCACGCAAGAUACCGAGACGGAGACCAUAGGCUGGGAGACGGCGCGAGAGGAGCUGACGCCCGGUUGGGAAUCCGCGCUGGAGACGCCCACGAUCGACUGGGACAAGACGCCGUUUCUGGGAGACAUCACGGCCGCCGACAACCGGGCCUCGACGGACACGAUGGACACCGCCGCCAACACGUUUGGGAGCGGGGACGUGAGAGACAGCACGCUCAGCUCCGAGCCGCCUCGUCGGUGGGGGAGCCUUCACCGCGCCAGCUGGGCGAGCUCGGUGCCACUCUUGGACCGCAUUGGAAGCUUCGCGCCGUCCGACGAGAGUGCCGUCGGCCAGGCGAUAGAGAUGGACGAUGACCACGCAGAACCGCGACCAGCUCGCUUGACGCGCGCCGACUCGGGCACUCUUUCACAAGCGGACGCGGACCGGCUGUGCUCGAACCGCUUCAGCUUUGCGCUGUCUGACGACAAGGUCAAGAUCGAUGUCGCGGACGACAGCCAGUCCAUCGCGGGCAGCAUCGCCGCCUUCCCCAAACCCGGCUGCGGUCCUCGACUGAGCGCCAUCAUGCCCGUCGCCGAGGUCGUCCCCUCGCUUCCGGUGGACGAGAGGUGGUCUGCGUCGACUCUCAACUCUCCAGUCACAGUCAUCGAGGUCUCGCACCCACCCUUUGCGACCAGCCAGCCGCCAGGAGAAGCUCCCACGCAUGUUGCCCGCCCACAUACGGCGGGCAACACCAACCCCGUGCUCUUCAACACCGCCAGAGCCGGGGGACAUACCAACUAUUCCGAUAGCAAACAAGAGCCGACGGCGUCAACUGACGAUACCGCCGGCGACGCAGACGAAACAGCCACCCUGCGCCCGAAAAGCCUCCGCUCGCAAGAGGGAGGAGACGCAGGAACAGUAGCAGGAGCAGGAGCAGUAGCAGACCGCGACCCCCUCAACCUGCUCACCAUGUCAGCCCGCGAACUCCGCAACCACUACGCCAACCUCCGCAGCGUCGAGGUAAACAACCUCGCGCACGAGAUGCUCCGCAACCAGGAACGCCUCGAACUGCGCAUGCACCAGCAGGAGCGGAACCAGAUGCUCUUCAUCGAGCGCCUCGAGCGCUGCAUGAGCGACCUGCGCAGCCUCCCCGAGUCGCCCCUAUUUGGUCCUGUCGGACCGCGCGGGGGAGCGACACUCCCCGACUGGCCCCUCUGCGGCGGCGGCGUUGGUAUCGGUGACGACGGAGGGCACGACUACGUCUACGAAGAGCAGCACAUCAGCCGCGACGCCAGACACGAGGUCCGCGUGCGGAGGACGGGCCGUAUCCGCGGGAAUACCACGAGCACCACCGCCACCACCACCACCACCCGGACAUCACAGCGGCAGCGGCAGUCCGAGGAGUCUCACACCCGGGGGAACGGCGUUGGAUGCACAGCUGGAGACUUUGACGACUUUGACGGGGACUUUGUGAACCUCAUCCACCCCAGACAGAGGCGCCCGUCGACCUCGCACGAGAUCACCCCUCGCACCAGCGUCAGCAUCGGCGGCGGCGGCCGGGCGGUUCGGGGAAGCAGGCACCAGGCGAUGAUGAUGCAGCCGCUCAUCACGCGCGGGGGGCUGGACGCCAUGGAGCCGCUGAUUCGGGAGCUGCAGAUUGCUUCGCGGGUGAGUCUGGAGGCGGCGCGGACUGAUUCCAGGACGGAGACGCCGUUGCCGGAUACGGAAUAUUACUAUAGUUUGAUUUAGGGGAGGAGGUUGAUGUCGGACCUCACUUUUUAACUUUUUUCCUAUUUCCAUCUUUUCUCCUUUUUCUUUGGCUCGGAUGUGGGAGUUGGCCGGCUUCCUGCCUUCAUAAACUGAAAGGUGUAAGCCGUUGUAGCCAAGGUAUUUGAUGAUGACCCAUUUUCUUUGUCUGGAUGGCAUGUGUGGUCUUUUGGUGUUCUCUUGUGGAACUUUGUGGAUGAGGAUUCUCAGGAUCGGGAUCUUAAAAUCAGGGAUGAUGAGAAGUGAGUAUACCCAGAGCUCACAGCAACUUUUAGUUCAGUGUUAUUUUCCCUUUUUCUUUUUCUUUCUUUUCACGCCCAUACCAUGAGCGUUGGACGGACACCAUCUGCGCUGCUGAUGCGAGACGCGAUGAGACUCAAAAAAGAUACCUAUUUUCUUUCUUCAAAAAAA
This is a messenger RNA of Colletotrichum scovillei, 5106 nucleotides long. RefSeq lists its product as uncharacterized. The record is from RefSeq and is a predicted model, not a curated record. The transcript has a single exon. The coding region runs from base 1183 to 4677 and encodes 1164 amino acids. Lineage: Eukaryota; Fungi; Ascomycota; Sordariomycetes; Glomerellales; Glomerellaceae.